UUGUUGUUUGGUAUCCAGGCUGCGGCGCGUCUCUUCGGACUCCGGCGUUGCGCCUCCUUCCAUUAUCUCGAGUCCCUUUCCUGCCUUUUCUCCAGCGAGGAUGGCUGGUGGGUGCUUUUCCCAAGGAAACGGGAACGAUAGGCGUCGCCUGUUGGGUUUUCCUCCCGGUUGGGGGGGUUGCUCUUUUAACACCCCACCCCACCCACCCCAAGGGUCACGAUGCCAACUUUGUUGCCCAGACUUGCCAAAAACUUAAAAUGCAGGCUCCUCCAGCCCAGCCCAUCCUAGUCUCUCAGGGAACUGAAGAGCGCUAUGGUUAUAGUUUUUCUACUGGAUGGAAGUUGGGAGCAGGAGAGAAAUGCAGCUUUAAAUAUUUUACCUUGUAAAAGUGGCCUGAGUCUGUUUUUUAAAGUUUUUUUCAGGGUCGUUUUUCAUAGGAUUCCUUGUUUAAUUGCCCCUCUCCAAAAUAUUUUUAUCUAUUGUGUAUUUUUUUAGUCAAUCUUGUUUAAAUUUAGGCUGCCUUGGGUCCUGCAGUGCAAAAAGGUCGGCUGAGCUAAGCAAGAUAUAAAAUCAGUCAAUUAAUCCAUUAAUAAAAUCCAGCUUUUUCAGACCCAGAGCCUACCUUUAACCCAUUGGCAGUGCUGCUGUUGUGAUCCACCUUCGAUCAGGCUGUGUGAGCUGGCAGUGGGUCGCUUCCCCCCAGCCAAAGGCAGCUGGCGCAAGUAAUCUCAUGGGGCUGAGAAAUGGGUGGGGUGGAAGAAGCUGCCUCAGACCAAAGGUCUUACCUAUCUAGUGUCUGGCAUCCUUUCCAUCCUCAAAACAGCCACCUAGAUGCCUUUGGGGAGCCUGGAAACAAGAGCAUGAGGUCUGUAAUCUUCUCCCUCUGCUGUUUUCCUCCAGCGACUGGUAUUCAGAGGCAGGCAGCCUGGGCUCCUAACAUGUAUUAUUCGGAUUGUAAAUGGUUACUGUUCGUGUAUUUAUAGAAGUAUUUCUGUGCUUUCGUAUCGUAAAAUAGGGUGGUGAGUACAGGACACCAUUAAAAGCAAUACAAAGAAUAAUUAAAGUGACUGCAGAGCUUGUCUGCAUAGAAAGGUCUUCAAGAGACUCCUGAAACUUUGCUGGACUAACGCAGCAUGGGACCAACCACCAACUUCUAGUUGAGGCCAGUAAGGUGUCUUUGACACGGGGAUGAUGCUGUAUUUUUACAUUGUUGUGACCCACUCAGAGACUUUAUGGUGAAGAGUGGGUAAGUAGUAGUAGUAAUAAUAAUAAUAAUAAUGCUGUCAUGACUUGUAUCUAUAGCCUUAUUCCCAUAGCGUUUGUCUGCAAGAGUCCUUUGCGGAUCAAGUUUUAGCUGCAAAUAACAACUUCCCCUUUCCUUUCACCACUUUAAGGAGAAGCGCAGUGCGAUCCUCUGUAUGUUUGUUCAGAAGUUCAGGGAGACUUGCUUCCACAAGAGUGUGUAGGAUUGUAGCAUUAGGGUUCCUUUGUAAUAGGAGCCUCUGAGUAAGUUUCAUUGGGGCUAGUUUGAGUAGACAUGUGUAGGAUUGUGUUGUUAAGCUUGCAACACAAUGCACCAGGCAUUAUUGGUACUGUCCCCAAAAAGGUUUUUUCAAAUGACUGCUAGAUAUACAGUUUAUUCUCUCUUCCCAUCACACACACACACAUACACCAAAAACCCAUUUGUCUUCCACUUAUGUACACAUCCUUCACUCUCCCAAAAUCUGGAUGUGUACUUAUUACAAAGAAACCACGACCCUCACUGCUUGCUUACUGUUUGGUGCAAAGUGGGUUUGUCAUGCUGUUCUGUUGUUGAAUGAGGAGCAGAUAAAGGGCCAUAUGAUGAAACCUUUGCAAAUAUAUUUGUAUUUGGCUAAAUCUGUUGUGUGCUUUUUUAAAAAGAAUAUUCACAAAAUGAUGUACAUAAAAGCAAAAGUAAAAAUGUAAGAAAGAAAGCCCAUUUUGCAAAGAAGUAAUAUAUCAAGAGGUUACCAGGGUAGCUUCUCCUUAUUCAUCCUCUUGGCUAGGUUAUUUGAGAAAUGUGACCUUUUGACUUGUGUUAACUUUGGUCUCUGGCUUCCCUGCCUGCAGCUCCCUAAGAACUGCUAUGGGAACAGUUGUGCAGCCUCCAAGAAAAUGAGGUGGUGAAGGGCAGGGAGGAUGGAAAGAGAAGGGAGAUUAUGCGGCUAUUAAUCAAUUGUUUUGGCAUUGUGAUGGUAAAAAGUGACCUAUCUGUGGGAACAGUCAUUAUUAACGUAGCACAACUUGGGUGUGUGGCACUUUAAAAAGCAACAUAAGCAAAAUAUACGGUAGGUACCUACUGCCAAGCCUCUUACAAUCUCUUAAUUUAGAUCAAGGAGUUGGAGACAGGCAAGAAAAUGUUGUUACUCAAGUAAAGCAGAAUCUUAUACAUACUUAACCUUGAAGUGAUUAUUAAUGGCACUUCUGAGUAGAGGUGUUUAGGAUUGCUCCAUUAGUCUUCAUCCCCAACUAGGGGUGGUGGGGGAACUAAUGGUGCAAUCCCUUAUCCCAUUUACUUGGGAGUAACCCCAGUGAAUUCCAUUAAAUUGACUUCUGAGUAGACAUGGGUGGGGUUGCACAGCAAGGGGUUAAACCGGUGGCCUCAAAGAAGUGCAUUUUGAGUUGGGAUCUGGAGGAAGAGAAUGAGGUAGCAACAUUGCUGUGAUCUUUAGAAGGUGGGUCACAAAUCAGAAGUUCUCAGUUUUCGGUGCAAACUAUUAUCAGCAUUGAAUUUGCUUCUCUUUAUAAGCAAAGGGAAAUCUGCCUUUAAAGCUUCUUAUUUUGGAUAUUUGAACGGUUGAGACGCAACUGAUCUAACUAAAUUGGAGUAUCUUCUCUUGCUUAAUAACGUAACUAUUAUGCUAACUUGGACCAUGUUUAACACAGACCAUCAUUCUUUGCAAGAACCCCACAGGCUUUUGGCGUUUGCCUUGGGCUGCCAUCUCCUUUGUGUCCAUCCCUGAUACAAAGAACCAGCUUCUGCUCAGGAAUAUGAAAAGUGUGAACCCCUCUACCAUAACAGCACGAAACUGGGGUUCCAAUGCAGUGGAUUGACAGCAUUUUCUACAACUCCUCUCCUCUCAAUGGAAGUAGUCAGUGACUACAUUGAUUGGGAUAUUGAUCAUCUGGGCUUUGUCCAGAAAAAUUACUUUGGACUCGCAGACUCAAAGAGCAAUAUGGUCACUAUACAAUGGAUGGAAGGGCAGACUCGUUGGUGAUGACUGUGCACUUGCUUGCCAAAUGUGGACACGCGUUGCCCUUGCAACAAGCCCUCAAUCAGCUUCAAGAAUGGAUCUGCCUGGACGUGCGCCUCUUCCUUGUGUCGGAACGCACUUCUCCCAUAAAGUAUUAUGAGACGUACCGCCAGAGGAGCUCCAGGUUCCCUGGGACAUCUGUGUUACUUUUCCUGCAUGAGGACUUGGGGGAAGAGCGGAUUUUCCAAGUCCACGACUUUUUCCAGCACCCGCCGUGGCAGCGAGUCCACCUGGAGAUUGCCAGCAGGAAGCUGUCGCCCCAUACCCUUGAGGACCAGGACUUCUAUGGGCUGGACGAGCACAUGCCCGUGUGGGGACUGAGGCAAGUUCAUUACGGCACGGAAAUCUUGCGCGUUACGCUCUACUGUAGCUUUGAUAACUACGCCGAUGCAGUGAGGCUCUACGAGACAAUCCUGCAGAAGGAAGCGACUGUGCAGAAAAGCAGCUUCUGUGCCUUCGUGCUGCACGUGACAGAGAGCAUUGCGGUCCAGCUCUGCUUGAAGCAGCUGCCUCUGGGAAUAUGCGUGGACUCGAAGGAGUCUUCGGUGUUGCAGUUCAAGGUGCAUGAAAUCGGACAGCUGGUACCGCUUCUGCCUAAUCCCUGCAUUCCUAUUAGCAGCACUAGGUGGCAAACUGAAGACUACGAAGGGAACAAGAUCCUGUUUCAGGUUCAAGGCAACUCGAAGCACACUGGAAAUCAAGACUCCUCUUCUAGUUGGCACAGCCAUGAACACAAGGAAGGGCCCCUUCACUACCCCUGCAGUCCAUCUCCAUUGGCCAUAAGAAAAAUUGCAGUACAGCCCAAAAACCGGACAGUUCGAGCCAUGAAGAAUAAAAGCAAAUCCUCACGAGAAGGUGCAUAUGCUCCAGGAAGUAUUUGCAGUCACUCACCAAGCAACCUUUGCUCUUCAUCCCAGUCAUAUAGUCCAGCAGGUUCUUCUUGCCAGGGCUUAGGCCCUUCUCAAACGAACUUGGCCACUAAAUUGCGACAUUCCAGUCAUGAACUCUGGCCUUGUCAAAGGGUGGAGGAGACUGAUGUUGACACAGGCAACAAAGUGAUCCUUUCCGACUGCAGUGAUUCGCCACUAAGUAGAUUUUCACAAGACAUACAGAAAGCGCUUCUUCAGUCUCAGGCAUCCUGCUGUCUGUUAACGGGAUCAGGCUCCACAAUCAGCUUGCACUCUGAGGGCAGAAGCAAUCUGUUGUCAUCACACAUCGCCAAGAGGAAUAAAGGAUCAGAACAGGUGCCAUCAAGUUUCCCCUUGGGAGCAUCCAAAACAAGCCAUGGAUAUGGAAAGGAUGAGGAAGAAGAAUUCUUUAUAUGACUUUUCAAGUAUAAAUCUUGUUCUAGAUUUUAUUUCAAGUGCCUUAUUUCUGAAAUAACACUAAAGAACAAUAUGUAUGCUGCACAACGACCCUGUCCUUGUGUAGAUACCCCAGCUGCCUAUACUACCUUUUAUGUUAGUGUUUAAAAAGAAAGGCUAAACGUAGUUUGCAAGAGAGCAAAUAAGGUUAUGGACUAGGGACUAAUGCUAGGAGUUUUAAAAAGAAGAGGAGGACUGUGAGAGAAGUUUCACACACUGGAGGAUUACUGUGCAAUAGAUUGAAACAAGCCAUUCAUUUCAGUGCUCCACAAGCUCACUAGAAUUCAUUAGCAACCUGGGAGAGAUGAACCUGUUCUGCUUCUACGAGCUUUCAGCACCCCUGUGCUGCCACCAGUUGGUGGCACAAUAUUUCCACAUUCUAGAGAGAUGUGCUUAGCUGUGCAGAAGAACUUCGCACUCAUGUGACCAGAGAUCUGAAUUCAUGCAACAGCAUCUCAUUUAAGAGUCUCCGGGGAGCUGAACGGCUCUAUUCCCAUAGUUUGCAUUUGGCUCCUCUCUGAGGGAGCAGCACACUUUGGGAUUAUGACUUUGCGCUAGGUAGGAGACUCCCAGUCAUCAUGAUGCUGCAGUUUGCUAACAUACGAAUUUUACGUGUUUGAUAGGUUGAGAAGUAUAUAAACUUCAUGUCACACAAUGUGAACUGAACACUUUGGCUUUAGAGCUAGGAUUGCUGGGUAACAGAUUUAAGUGGCCUAGCUUGUGAAAUCCCCUUUCCCUUGUGUGUGCUUAGUCCCUGUUAAAAUCUGAAUGUAUGGGGAUUCUUUCUAGGAGAUCUCUUUGUUUUUAUUAUACUUGGUAGUGCCCUAUAGCUGAUUCUUGCAUCACAUGGUGACUAGAGAUAGAAUAGACUCACCGGUCUGAGUUUGGGGCUGUUCCUCUUGAUGGGGCUGCCCCUGUUUCCUCUCCCCCCUCCCCAUUGCCCCUUCCUUACACAAGCUGUUCAAAACUGCUCUGCUGCUUAUCUCUUGGAGUCUAUAUCCCGUGUCAUCUUUUUGGUUCCCCCAUGAACACUAGGAAGCACAAUGUCACUCUAUGAUAUUACUCCAGCUACUGAAUGAAUCUUGGCUGAGCCCAAAGGUUUGCUUCUACUUUUGCUGGCUUCACUAAUGAUACUUUAUAGCCAGACCUAGAGUGCAGGGAAAUGGAUACCAAUCUCCUUGAAUGUGCUUUGACCCUAUCACAUUUCCAACAUGUGCGCCAGAGGAGGAGUUGAAUGGGAUAUGCUCUGCGGAAGUUAAGCCUUGCCUCAGGAACAUUAAGGUAUGCCAGUAUAUAAGUGUGUAGAACGGGUCAGCAAACUUUUUCAGCAGGGGGCCGGUCUACUGUCCCUCAGACCUUGUGGGGGGCCGGACUAUAUUUUUUAAAAAAAUAUGAACGAACUCCUAUGCCCCACAAUUAACCCAGAGAUGCAUUUUAAAUAAAAGGACACAUUCUACUCAUGUAAAAACACCAGGCAGGCCCCACAAAUAACCCAGAGAUGCUUUUAAAAUAAAAUGACACAUUCUACUCAUGUAAAAACAUGCUGAUUCCCGGAUCGUCUGCGGGCCGGAUUUAGAAGGCGAUUGGGCUGCAUCCGGCCCCCGGGCCUUAGUUUGGGGACCCCUGGUGUAGAAUAUCAUGACACAUAUGGGUAAGGUGGUGUUGGAUCUGCCUGGCUGGGGUAGGGAUUUGCACACCCAACCCUUUGGGAAUGUACCAGCGUUGGCUGUUUAUGAACAACUGGUGGCUUUGGAGACCUCCACAGCAUGACUGGGGAAGGAUGUCUGUCUGAAAUGUUAACAAGCUGCUGCCAGCUGGGUAGGUGAUACUGAGCCUGGACUGAGCCACGAUUCGGCCUUAGUGCCAGGCAGCUUGCUUACAGCAGCGACCUGAGCAAAUGUGCUUUUCUCUGUCUAAUGAUGCAAUAAUUCUUGGCAUUGUUUUCCUAGCAUUCCCCAGCUGUGCCACAUUAAAAAAAUAAUAAUAAUGCAUUGUUGUCAUGUACUGCUGUCUCCUCCUAUGAAAUGUACGGUUCAUCUUGCAGCAUUCUUAUGGGUGAGGAAAGGGCCUAUUCCAGAAAUAAAAGCAUCAUUUAUACUUACAAAACAGGAGCUAUCUUUU
Messenger RNA from Zootoca vivipara (common lizard), 6760 nucleotides. The record is from RefSeq and is a predicted model, not a curated record. NCBI's taxonomy places the organism in Eukaryota, Metazoa, Chordata, Lepidosauria, Squamata, Lacertidae.